AGCGCGCUUGACGGGAGUAUGGCCGCGCAAAGACCUUGGAACCCAGCGCAUUUACAGGGCAAACGAUGUCCAUACCCGCCGAGAAGUUGCUCGUUGGGCCACGGCCCGAACGCCAUGUCCCAAGCCGGGCACCUGUGGAACGGGGGAAGGGAGGGGGCCACUUGAAUAACACAUGUUCGCAUCUGGGUGUUGCUGCAGCCAUGAAAGGAUAUCACGGCCUGGUUGCCAACCAUCACGGGUUUUAAGACAUGGGGCUUUCCCUCUUGCACGAGGCUGAGGCACCUUAUCCACGGCCAUGCCACGGCAUGCAGAAAGACGGCACCGAGAGAGUGGAGAUGGUGCGGGAUGUGUACUGUCUCGAGGAUGUAGUCGUGCGCGGUGGGCAUCAUCUCGCAGACGCGGCCAAACCGCAAACGGGAUAUCAUCUUGCCGACAUUCCUUCUUCAGAAAUAUCUGCAGACACGUAUACUGGCCAGAUUUCCUUCUCUCGGCCGACCUGACGCCCCCUCAGAGGGACCUCGGCAUGCAUACCAUUCCUGAAUCGUGCACACACUACAUGACAGCGUGCGCGAGCCACUGCCUGCUCAGUCUUCUAGCAAACCGUACACUUCUGUGUGCGUUCUCCUCCUUCUCCCUGGACCUCCCUUUCGGCAUCAUCGGCAGAAUAGCCGGGCGAUCACGCACAACACAGAGAAAUACACAGGCUGCUUAUACCUUGAUACAUGAACGCGAUGAAAUGGAAUCAUGCAGCUGUUGGAUGUUGAAUGAGCAUCUUCGCGGCGUCACGAGGCUGGAGGACUGAGAUUCCAAGGAAGAGAAAGAAGAAGAGGAUCAUUGGGGCAUUGGUGGUGGUGCUGGAUGAGGGCGGAUUAGGGGUGAUGAAUUGGUGGUUGGCGACGAAACGACAGUGGGCGACAGCCAAGCCGUCACCACUCGUACUUUGUCUCAGCUAUCCAUCGGCACAUGGCUCAGGCUU
Canariomyces notabilis is the source of this 976-nucleotide messenger RNA. RefSeq lists its product as uncharacterized. The coding region runs from base 296 to 802 and encodes 168 amino acids. The transcript has a single exon. The record is from RefSeq and is a predicted model, not a curated record. NCBI's taxonomy places the organism in Eukaryota, Fungi, Ascomycota, Sordariomycetes, Sordariales, Chaetomiaceae.